Molecule: messenger RNA, 7395 nt
Organism: Aspergillus thermomutatus
Lineage: Eukaryota; Fungi; Ascomycota; Eurotiomycetes; Eurotiales; Aspergillaceae
Product: putative ubiquitin C-terminal hydrolase
Exons: 12
Coding region: 1-7395 (2464 amino acids)
Biological process (GO): protein deubiquitination
Cellular component (GO): cytosol; nucleus
Molecular function (GO): cysteine-type deubiquitinase activity; cysteine-type endopeptidase activity
Source: RefSeq, a predicted model, not a curated record
AUGGCAGCUGCCCCGCUAGACAGCUCUAGCACCCCGCCUGACUCUACUCUAUCCACCGAUUCGACGCGUCCACACGGCGAUCCCAUGGAAGAUCUCGAUCCCCAAUCUACCCGGAAACGUCCGCGUCUCGACAGUGGAAGCGGUGUGGUUGAGUCGUUGUCGAUAGACGAGGCUGCCAUUUCUCGAAUGUCCGAGCCGACGCCGGCUGUUCCUGCCGCGUCCGGGACGACAGAUCACGACGUCCCUGCGUCGACCGGCCCCGCCAGCAGAGUGACAAUCAAUGUGAAAUCUCCCACCUCCGAUACCAUGGCGACUGACUGCCUAGACACUACUGCCGAGCAGCCUGGUGCUGCCCAAGCCGCUAAUUCCCCCAAAGUCGUCUCGAUAUCGUCGACGCCUGCACAGAGUCCGGAGAUUGAGGUGGCCGACUUGGAAGACAUGGAUCAGGACCCCAACACUUCGACGUGGAGAACGCUCGGGGAAGCCUUGCGGGAUCCUGUUACACCAGAGGUAGUGCAGCUCCAAGGACAGCCGCCUUUGAGUGAGACCUUUCCCAAGCUUCGAGAGGCCGAUGACCUACGGGAGAACUUGGAGGGGAUCAGCCUAAUCAUCGAGAAAGGAAGUCAACACGAUGUCGGUGUCUUCUUGGCCGUGAAGAACUGGUUCGAUGAGAUUGCACAGAGCUUGGAUCAAUUUUCUGAUGAAACUUUCGUGGAUGACCGAAUAUUCUGGGAAGAUUUACCCAUGCUGGUGGAAUCGUUGCUUCGCAGAGGGCAGCCUCUGGAACCUGACGAUGGCCAAGGAAUCUGGUCUUGCUUGGAGGAAUUCUUUAUCAACUUUGCUUUGCUUGGCUUUCGCCUGAUGCGCUUGGAUAUACUGACCUUGAAGCAACUGGCUGAGAAUACAGAUAUGCAGGCCUUGGAUCUUAUGUCAAGGACAUACUUGCCAGCGUUGGGCUGGAUAUUACAGUUACACAGCAUUCCCUUCUAUCGCGCCAUGGAACGCGCCCACGGUUCCGAGAUCGUUGACCUUGUCGUUCAGCUCAAUAUUCGAAUUGCGUUCCUUCCAAUUGGUACGAUCCACCUGCUAUCUGAGUAUGCUGCUUGCCUCCUAGCUCUUGUCUCUAGACCCCAAUGGUCGCAGCUCUCUUCUUCCUUGGUGCACUCCAUCAGCAUCGUGCAAAACAUCAUGGACUCUGGGAUCGAACAGUGGAAGAUCCGCGAGGAGGAAAGUACCGCCGAAUCCGCGUCUUUCCCUCUGUUUCUGAAACAUGUCUAUCAGUUCGCCCGGGACAUUGAUGGAAAGUAUCAGGUUCACAUCGCUAAGAAGUUACCCUGGGUCACAAGCGACACGAGUGAGUCGAUCCUCCGCUGCAUCUCGAGUAUCUAUCUUGCCAUCAGCCGCGAUUCGAGUUUCACAUCGCAGGUCGCCAAAGACCUCUCGAUCGAGCUCCCUGAGCAUAUCUCCCAAGAUGAGCGUGCCUGGAUCAUUUAUUACGCUUGGAGGUUUGCCGUGCUGAAGAAGCACAUCAAGGAUGGCCGCAUGGAGUUGAGGGUUCAUGGCAUAGAGACCAUGCAAGCAGAUCUCGUCAACGUAUGGCGGCAAUAUAUCCAAAACAAUCCCACAGGAACUGAGCACCCGCUUGUCCGAUUUCUCGUCGGCUUCCUGAGGGAGAAUAAGAUUGUCGAUUACAUUGUCGGCGUCGAUUCACAUCCUCAGCUCAUUAGUAGAAGUGGAAAUGUCGUCGGCUUCCUGAUAGUUACCUCUACUUACGGUGACAUAGACACGGAUACGAUCUGGAAGACGGUGACACAGUCACAAGAUCCCCGGACGGUAUCCGAAGUACUCGGGAUGCUUACCAGGACAUUCCACAUGCAUUCAGCUUUGUCCCCAGCAUUACUCUACCUGUGCUCCAAGCUUCUUGAGCUACCUCUGGCUCAGUUUGACGCACGGAUGGUGGAGUUCUGUGAGCAACUUCUCUACCAGGUCCGUGAAAAACAGGGCGAGAGGAAUCGGCAUGACUUGCCGGACGCGUCACAUGUGGAUGCUGUUCCUCUGCGUUUGUGCGUGCGCCUCAUUCGCGAGAGUGCUGCAUUUGAAGAGUUCUCGGUGGAGCACAAGGCUUUCUUGCAGAGAUUUGCGAGCUCUCAAUUGAGCUCGUUGAUAAGUGUCGGGCUGAGUGAAAGUGAUAAGAUGGAGACGUACGAACGCUGCAUUCAGGAUAUUGCUGAAAUGAACCAAUUUACUGUCGGCAGCAUUCAGGCUUUGAACGCUCUCCUCCCAGGGUACGAUACGCAGGAAAUACGGAAGCUUGCCACGGAUUUUGAUCUUACGGCCCUGGUCAUUGCCGAAAUGGUUCACACGGUCGACAUGAAGCAGACGGACUUUGCCGACUCCUUUUCGAAAAACGCAUUCAUAUCCAGAAUUCAGCUGCUUGCCCGCAUUAUUGACAAAGUCCCUGAUUCUAUCACAGCGGACCUGGCUGAUGUCCUUUGGAGAAAGGUGCUCGUGUCGCAAACACUGGUGGAACAAGGCCGACGGGCUGUGUGGGACAUGUUGUGCGAACUCGUGAGACGCAGCCCAAAACGCAAUCCAUUCGUUGAACGGUGUAUCCAAGAAUACCUUCCAGAAUUGUCUCCUAAUGACUAUUCUCCCGAAUUGCUCGCGUUCGCAAAACAAGCGGUCAAUUACGAGGUCCGUUUCAACCCGCCGCCGAUCGCUAAAGAGAAUGAGGUCGUCUCAAUUCCCGGACUGGACCGUAUCUGGAAUUUCAUUCUGACCGCUCCGCCGGGCUCAAUCGAAACAGACGCCACAAAUUUUGCGAUCGAGGUCUACCUUGAUCACGGCGUGAUCAACCGCUCUCCGCGAUCGGCCGUUGAGGCAACUCAUAUUGCUUUGGUGGAUCGUUGUGUUGAACAACUCAAGUCAGCCGCGGCUCAGUUGAAGUCAUCCAUUGGCGACACUGUCGAUGGUACGGACGAGUCAAUGCUAGGCGACCUCAGCGGAGGUGAAAGUCGAGCCGACGCAAUACGGUUCAGUCGUUCGCUGCUCUUUCUUCGCCAGUUCCUCCAGGGGCUACGGACUCGGCCCCAAUAUAGUCCGCCGCAAAAUUCACCACCCGGCUUGCCUGAUCAUCCGGUGAAGGGCGAGCUGGUCGAAAUUCGGUAUCAAACAUUCAACGGAAGUGCUCAAAGUAAAUUUCGAUCGUUACGAAUUGGAGAUCUUGCUACAGCGACUGAGUUGGUUGAGAAACUCGUACAGCUAACGGGGUUUUCGAAGUUUAGUACCAUUACAGGUGGCCGACGACUGGAUCUUCUGGAGAAACCUGAUCUCACAAUACGUGAGCUGAAGAUCGGGUCCGGGCUGCUACUCAUCCGGAAGAAUGCUGACAGCCGCGAGGUGGUCUCGACUGGUAGACGUCCGUCACUAACCUCGGUGGAUUCUGAGGUGCUCAAACAUUUUGACGACCUUUACGACCUUCUCAAUCUUCAGGACCACCUGGCUCGAGAGUCGGCGCCAGAUCACGCAUUUGUUUCUCACAGCAUCCGUGUCGUUGUUGCUGCCCUGACACGCCCAGAGACGCCUGAAUCGCUGCCAGAGUCUCCGACGAAAGUUCAAAUCGCCGCCAGCCUUGUUGAAUGCCUUCUUCACGCUUUGAUGGUGAAACCACCUGCAGCCGCCGACUCUCUGACAAUCACAAAUUCCGCUCAGCUGGUGCAACAGUUGCAAAAAUUAAUAGAAAUCGGACGAGGAAUGCCCUCAACUUGCCUGUUGGGGGCCCGCGUUCAGAGAUUAGUUUGCAACUGCUUUGCAGUCCUCACUGAGGGUUCCUUGCGCGAUCACGAGUUCUGGGAAGUUAUCAAGCAACACGCACAGUUAGACCGCCUCCUUGUAUCCCUCCUCUUGGAUGAGAGUCGACAGCCUAUUCGCAGAGAGAUAAUUGAACAUAUUGCCGUCGCCUGCAGCCCGUCCAAGCUGGUCAGGAAACCAACAAAAGCGGUCGAUGGCGAAAUGCAGGAUGCAUCGGACACAAUGGCUUCUGAAAACCCGGUCAGAGUUGAUAUGUUGGCAACAAUCUGGGAUGCUUUUGUGCAGAUCAUGCCGCAGACUCUGGAGCAUGCUGAACAGUCCCAGGAAUUUUUCGAAAUUGCUCACCUGGUGUUUCAAUCGGUCGCGGAGCAAUCGCCUAAGGACCUCAUAUAUGGCGAAUACCUCAAGCAGUGGAGCAGCGUCAUGCUAGGUCAUAAAACACAAGAGUUCGUUGGACGUGAGCCCGUGGAUCACCUGAUUCUGGGAUUCUGUCGUCUUUUGAGGUCGUGCCUGGAUUUAGCUGAUUCGAGCAAUACUGGGUUAGACGCCUUCGACCUUGCUGAGAAACUCUUUGACAAUUAUCUUUUCCCCAAUUUAUCUGAGGAAUCGGACAGCCUCAUCGUCCCGCAGAUUCCAGUUAUGCACACUCAGACCCGCCAAGAGCUCUAUGGCAUCCUAAGUUUAUUGUGCAAAUAUACUGAGGAUUACUGCACAGUGGUCGACAGUGUCAAAGAAUUGAUCCCUAGAGAUUAUACAUACUUGUCCAGCUGGUGUUUUGAUCGGCACAAGAUGAUUCGCUCUCCCGAAGGUUAUGCGGGACUCAAGAAUCUUUCCAACACUUGCUAUUUGAACUCUCUUCUAACCCAACUGUUCAUGAACGUCCAGUUCCGCGAUUUCAUGCUGCGACUCCGCCUUUCGGAUCCAGAUGCUUCCCAGAGGUUACUUGCUGAAACGAAGAAGAUCUUUGCUUACAUGCAAGAAACGUGGCUCAGGAGUGUUGAUCCUCAAGGACUGGUAGAUACCAUUCGAACUUACGACAACGAACCAAUCGAUGUAACGGUUCAAAUGGACGUUGAUGAAUUCUAUAACCUGCUGUUUGACAGAUGGGAGGCGCAGAUCUCGGGCUCCGAGGACAAGAGGAAGUUUCGAUCUUUUUACGGCGGCCAGCUGGUCCAGCAAAUUAAGUCCAAGGAAUGCCCUCACAUCUCUGAGCGUCUAGAGCCUUUCUCUGCCAUCCAGUGCGAUAUUAAGGGCAAAGUAAGUCUCGAGGAGAGUCUACAAGCCUAUGUCGAAGGGGAGAUCAUGCAAGGAGAUAACAAAUACUCCUGCACAUCCUGUGGGCGGCAUGUCGAUGCCGUUAAGAGGGCCUGCUUGAAGGAAGUGCCAGACAACCUGAUUUUCCAUCUUAAGCGCUUCGACUUUGACAUGAUCACAAUGAUGCGAAGCAAAAUCAAUGAUGAAUUCCGCUUUCCUGAGCACAUUGAUAUGAGCCCAUUCAAAGUCGAAUAUCUUUCUGACCAGACCUCGAAUGUUCAAGAGGACGUCUUCAAACUCGUCGGGGUCCUGGUUCAUAGCGGAACAGCCGAGUCAGGGCACUACUACUCAUACAUUCGGGAGAGACCCAGUGCUGGAGGAAGAGGUUCUUGGGUGGAGUUCAAUGAUUCAGACGUAAGCAGGUUCGAUCCAUCCAAGAUUGCAGAUCAGUGUUUUGGUGGUUACAACGACUCGGUUCAAUCCGCCGCCAUGAACCAAGUGCGAUUCAACAAGGUCUGGAACGCUUACAUGCUCUUCUACCAACGCAUCUCGAGUAUGGAGUCGGAAAAAAUGCUGUACAAGCCAUCCAAGGCCGACCAUCCAGUGCAGGUGUCAUUACCGAUUCCGCUGGCGAACCACAUUGCCAUGGAGAACGAGGUCUUCAUACGAACAUACUGUCUUAUGGACCCUUAUCAUGCCUUGUUUGUCCGACAUCUCCUCUCCCGACUUCAUGAUACGGAGGUCACGAACAAGCGACCCAACCUGGAUCAGGAUGUGGUCUUCAUCGCAUUAGAUACCCUAGAGCAACUGAUCGCGAGAACAAGGGAGCCUCUGGGUCUCGAUGUCCUCGUUUCGGAGCUCAUGAGAGUGAUCAAUGAGUUGCCAAAGGGAGCUCACAGAGUACUUGAGUGGGUGGUGGAGCGAUCAGCAGGUAUUCGCAAUCUGGUACUGAGAAGUCCUCAUGCGUCUGUCCGGGAUAGUACGAUCAAAAUCAUUAUGCGCGCGCUCGAAAGGCUUCAAGAGCUCCGUGACGAGAUACGCCUUGAUGACCGUGCGAAAGAGAAAUGGCACAUGCGGUACCUUGAUGGGUUCGAGAACGUCGUUGCCACUCUGGAUGGGCUAUGGCCCGUUCUCCAUACCACAAGCCGUUCAUGGGACGAUUACUUCACAUUUCUUCUGUCUCUUGCGAACCUGGGAAGCUAUGAGACUGAGACAAUCUUGAACAGCGGGUUUCUACUCAGAUGCCUGGAAGUUGUGUGGCUCGAUCGAGAAGACUCAAAAAGGUUGAAGCGUCAAUAUCUGUCUUACAUCAAGCUCCUCGAAAAGGGUAGGAAAUUCUCGCACAGGAGACUCAUGGAUCUUUUGGCAUUUCUGUUGACAAAAAUUGAUCUCACCGUGGCCCCAACUUCGGACGAUGAGCGACGCUCUUUACCGAAUGGCAAGUUUUCACUUACGGUCACAGAAAAUGUGUUCGUUCGUUCUCUCGGGAGGGAUCGCGAGCUAUCACUUUUGAGGAGAAUCCUUCAACCAAAUCAUAAUCCUCACGCGUCUAUGACUAUUGUCGGUCUUUUGCUGGACUCGGAACCCGAAGCCGGUCUGAUGGAACCGCUAUGCAAGGUCUUGGAAGAUGGACUCAGGGUUGAACCCGCUGAGCUCUGUGCGCCGUAUCUAGAGGCGACUCUGGUUCUUUGCCAAAGGAGCCCUGAUGAGGACCGAAUCAUUGCAUUCAUUGAUUUUGUUGCCAAGGGCAUUGAGUCAAUUAACGAUAGUGGCGGUAGAGAGCAUCUUGCAUUCUUUACGAGCUUGCUGACAAGCCGAAACGACCGCCUCGGCCUAGAGAAAAAUUGGUUUUUAACGCAGCUUGUGGAAAAAAUACCUGACUGGGCUCCCACUCUACUCAUCUUUCCUGACAAGACGGUCAGGAACACCACUUUGGCGCUCUUACACCAGAUACUCUUCAGCGCAGAAGCAGAAGACAUGGGUCCUGAUUGGCAGUCACGUCAUGCCGAUAUUGCCAAGGAGCUUGUGCGCAACAGUGUCGAGAAGCUGAGAAAGACUUUCUUGACUGGGCCUGCCAACAACGUGGAAGCAAGGGUGGUCGAGAGCGUCAAAGCCGUCGUAGAUCAUUGUUUGGCCACGUACUUUGAUGACAGCGAAGAGGACCAAGAGUUUGUCCGUCAGGCGCAAGCGGUUAGCGCAGCCAUCGAUGAGCUAUCUGUGAAUAUGCCAGAAGAACUGGCUUCCGUGUCUGAUUUACCAUCUCCAGAUGAAUGGGAAGACAAUUCCAUGCUGCCGAGCGAUUCGGAGAUGGGAAUGGCAGGUUCCCCAUGA